Molecule: messenger RNA, 7030 nt
Organism: Cynoglossus semilaevis (tongue sole)
Lineage: Eukaryota; Metazoa; Chordata; Actinopteri; Pleuronectiformes; Cynoglossidae
Gene: kcnt2b
Product: potassium sodium-activated channel subfamily T member 2b
Exons: 29
Coding region: 1115-4852 (1245 amino acids)
Biological process (GO): potassium ion transmembrane transport
Cellular component (GO): plasma membrane
Molecular function (GO): intracellular sodium-activated potassium channel activity; outward rectifier potassium channel activity
Source: RefSeq, a predicted model, not a curated record
AAGUUGGAGCCAGACCAUCAGCUUCUGUGGCUGCAAACACUUGAGUUUACUCACAUGUGAUCUCGUGAAAGGAAGGGAGGGAGGAAAAAAAGACAAUGACUACCGUGUUACCAUGGCAACACUGAAGAAAGUUCCCCCCUCGCACGCGCAAACACACUCAUCCGUCAAAUAUAACUUGUUCUUGAGGUGUGUGUUGGUGAGUGUGAACACGCCGGGUGUCGGUACAGCGUCAUUCUGGAACCCUGGGAAGACCCUGCCGCCUUUUCCUCUGCCUGCAGACAGUAGAAUAGAUUACAGUCGUCCUGCUCCUCUUUCAUGUGUCUUUGUGUUGUGACGAGACGACCACCUGUGAGUCGGGCCUGUGGUUUUUUUUAUCAGCCCCGACCUGAGUCAUCCACUCUUCUCUCUAUAGGAUCAAAGAAGGGCUACUGAGAAUUCUCCCCCGAGGUUUUUUGACAGGAAACAGCGUCACCUUCAGUCUGCCUGCCCGUGUGACUCCAGGCUCGUAGGAGCGCAGCGUCCCUUUGUCAGUUCCAUCAUGACUUUUCAUGAGUGUCCAUGUAGGAUAGCUGUGCGAAUGGUAUAACAAUCUCAUUGACCCGGUUGCAGGUGUGUAGUUUAGACCUGUGUGUGUGUGUGUGUGUGUGUGUCUCUAACAGGAGGGUGCCAGAAUGGAAACACAGAAAGAGCAGUAAUUAUGGCCUCCCAUGUUCAGCAGAAACAUCAGAGGGAAGUAAUUUGUUGCUCUAUAUUUAAUCAGGGGAGAUAACGAGACUGACUGCAGCUGUCUGGCCUUAUGGGCAGGAGGACAAGCAGGAACAGCAUUUCCUCCGAAACCCAUUAGUCUUUAAUGCAGUCAACCACUGUGUCUUAUUUACACACUUUUCAAAGUCAAAUAUUCAUUAUGACCCUUUUUGAUCAGCAAUUGGCUCAGCCGUUCAUUUUUUUUAUCCUAAUAUUAAUUCUUUCCUUUUCUUCUUUUCCUUUACCAAAUCGUUACUUGCUGUCUUUUAAUCUGUCCCAGGACUGACACUGUACAGAGGCAUGUCCAAGCCUGGGGGGGUCAUUGCGUGAUGUAAGGGACAAAACAAAAAAAAAAAACAGAAAUAACACCAUGCCCUACAAAAACAUUUCGCGACCCUCUCUUCCUCAGAGAAUUUUUCCCCUUUUUUCCUCUCCUCUCCUUCCUUCAUCUAAUCUCUGCCCUCCGCUCCGUCCCUCUCUCAGGGUGCAGGUAGAGUUCUAUGUGAAUGAGAACACGUUCAAGGAGCGCCUCAAGCUGUUCUUCAUCAAAAACCAAAGAUCCAGUCUGCGGGUUCGAAUGUUUAAUUUCGCUCUGAAAGUGCUGAGCUGCCUCCUCUACAUCGUUAGAGUUCUGCUGGACAAUCCGCAAGAGGGGAGACAAGACUGUGUAAGCGGAGAAAACUGCACCAAGCCAAACGCGUCCUCUCGUCCCUGGAGUGAAUUUGAUUGGAAACUGAUCAUCUGGGUGGAUAGACCGCUGCCGCUGUGGGCACUACAGGUGUUUGUGGCUUUCAUCAGUUUUUCAGAAACAAUGUUGCUUGUGUAUUUAAGCUACAAGGGAAACAUUUGGGAACAAGUGUUACGUGUUCCGUUCAUUCUGGAAAUGAUCAGCGCCGUUCCCUUCAUGAUCACUGUGAUUCUGCCUUCCCUCAAAAAUCUCUUUAUCCCUGUGUUCCUUAACUGCUGGCUGGCGAAGCACGCUCUGGAGAACAUGAUUAACGACCUCCACAGGGCCAUUCAGAGAACGCACUCAGCCAUGUUCAACCAGGUGGUGAUCCUCAUCAGCACACUGGUCUGUCUCAUGUUUACAUGCAUCUGCGGAAUUCAGCAUCUGGAGCGGGCGGGCAACAACCUGACCCUGUUCGAUUCGCUCUACUUCUGCGUGGUCACCUUCUCCACGGUAGGCUUUGGAGACGUCACCCCCCAGAUCUGGCCCUCACAGCUCCUGGUGGUCAUCAUGAUCUUUGUGGCGCUCAUCGUGCUUCCUAUCCAGUUUGAGCAGCUGGCCUUUCUGUGGAUGGAGCGACAGAAGUCCGGGGGGAACUACAGCCGCUACAGGGCCCAGACGGAGAAACACGUGGUGCUGUGUGUCAGCUGUCUGAAGAUCGACCUCCUCAUGGACUUCCUCAAUGAGUUCUUCGCUCACCCACGACUACAGGACUACUACGUGGUGAUCUUGUGUCCGGCAGAGAUGGACGUCCAGGUUAGGAGGAUCCUUCAUGUCCCACUGUGGGCCCAGAGAGUCAUUUACCUUCAGGGGUCGGCCCUCAAGGACCAGGACUUGAUGAGGGCCAAGAUGGACGAUGCUGAGGCCUGCUUCAUCCUCAGUAACCGGUUUGAAGUGGACCGCAUCGCUGCUGAUCACCAGACUAUCCUCCGAGCCUGGGCGGUGAAAGACUUCGCACCAAAUUGCCCCCUGUAUGUGCAGAUCCUCAAACCCGAGAACAAGUUCCACGUCAAAUUUGCAGAUCAUGUGGUGUGUGAAGAGGAGUUUAAGUAUGCCAUGCUGGCGCUAAACUGCGUGUGCCCUGGCACCUCAACGCUCAUCACUUUGUUGAUUCAUUCCUCCAGAGGACAAACAACUCCUCAAGAGGGCUUCAAGCAGCGCGUCGGUGCCUUUCAAGCCCUCAACAGGGAGGCGGGGGCUUGUUCAGCGGACCAAUGGCACCGCACCUACCGUCGCUGCUCUGGCAACGAGGUGCAUCACAUCCGACUGGAGGAGAGUAAAUUCUUCGGAGAAUACCAGGGCAAGAGUUUCACCUUUGCUUCCUUUCAUGCACAUAAAAAGUUCGGUGUGUGUUUAAUAGGAGUUCGCAGACUAGACACCACCAACAUCCUGCUCAACCCCGGGCCCUGCCACAUCAUGGGGGCCUCGGACACCUGCUUCUACAUCAACCUCUCCAAAGAGGAGAACUCUGCGUUUGUCAGGGGCCAAAGAGAGCCAUCGUGGGGCAGCUCGGGAGGAAAUGCCAGGGGAGUUCACCAAACCAUCUACCAUGGCCUCACCCGCCUCCCUGUGCACAGCAUCAUCGCCAGCAUGGGCACAGUGGCCAUGGACCUGCAGGACUCCAGUGACAGCAGCCCAGAGGGACAGGAUGCAGGCAGUACAGGGCUGGGCAGUGGAAGAGGAAGCAGGAGCAGCUCCAGGACAGAGAUGAGCGGCGCCAACACCCUGGCACUGCCCGCCAUGGGGGACUCCGCCGAGGAGAGACGGCACAGCAUCGCCCCCGUACUGGAGCUGAUGGACGGAGUUACCCCCCCCACGUUUGACCUGCUGGGAGAUCAGUCAGAGGACGAGGGAGGGGAAGAGGACAAGGAGGACAGCGACAAAGACGAGAGCGCCCACUGGUGGGGCCGACACUGCGAGUGGGUCAAAGGUUACCCGCUGAACUCCCCCUACAUCGGCAGCUCCCCUGCACUCUGCCACCUCCUCCAAGAAAAGAUGCCUUUUUGCUGCUUGCGUAUGGAUAAGCCCUGUCACCACAUGCCUUUUGAGGACGCUCGCUCCUACGGCUUCAAAAACAAAUUGAUCAUUGUAUCUGCGGAGAGUGCCGGCAAUGGUCUCUACAACUUCAUUGUGCCUCUGCGGGCCUACUACAGACCCAGGAAGGAGCUGAACCCCAUCGUUCUGCUGCUGGAGAGCAUACCUGAAGCAGACUUCUUGGAGGCAAUCUGUUGGUUCCCCAUGGUGUUCUACACAGUGGGCUCCAUCGACAAUCUGGACAGUUUGCUUCGCUGUGGAGUUACUUUCGCCAACACCAUGGUGGUGGUGGACAAGGAGAGCUCCAUGAUCGCAGAGGAGGACUACAUGGCUGACGCCAAGACCAUCGUCAACGUACAGACCCUCUUCAGACUGUUUCCAGCUCUGAGCAUCAUCACAGAGCUCACACACCCGGCCAACAUGCGCUUCAUGCAGUUCAAGGUCAAAGACCACUACUCUCUGGCCUUGUCUAAACUAGAAAAGAAGGAAAGAGAGAAGGGCUCCAACCUGGUCUUCAUGUUCCGACUGCCCUUUGCUGCAGGGAAGGUUUUCAGUGUUAGCAUGCUGGACACUCUUCUCUACCAGUCAUUCGUGAAGGACUACAUGAUCUCCAUCACCAGACUGCUGCUGGGAUUGGACUCCAUGCCUGGCUCAGGUUUCCUCUGUGCAAUGAGAAUCACUGAGGACGACCUGUGGAUUCGCACCUACGGCAGGCUCUACCAGAAACUGUGCUCCUCCACUGGAGACAUUCCCAUAGGCAUCUACAGAACUGAGGCCCACAAGCUCCCAGUGUCUGAGUCCCAGGUGUCUAUCACUGUGGAGGACUACGAAGACACCAGAGAACCCAGAGAACCCCUGCUGUCCAGGAGCGGCGCACACCGCAACUCCACCUCCUCAGAGCCCAUCUCCACCUCCUCCCACUCCUCCGACCACCCGCUGCUCCGCAGGAAGAGCAUGCAGUGGGCACGUCGGCUGAGCAGGAAGGGCGGCCGGAGCUCCAGCGGGGCCAAGGGAGGAGCGGGCAGUGCUGCAGAGAGGAUCAGUCAGCAGAGGCUGACCCUGUUCAGGCGAUCAGAGAGGCAGGAACUCAACGCCCUGGUGCGAACACGCAUGAAACAUCUGGGCCUUUCACCAACUGGAUUCAAUGGGAUGACAGACCAAGGCAACAGACUCUCGUACAUCCUCAUCAAUCCCUCUCCAGACACCAGACUAGAGCUCCAUGAUGUUGUGUAUCUGAUCCGACCAGAUCCCCUCUCCCUGGUGCCCAAUCAGGGUAGCAGCAGGAAGUGCAGCGCUGGCCUCUCAGAGAGCCACAGGUUUGACACCACAGACAGCACCCAUCUGUGAGGGACAAAGACACUGACAGACAGACAGUGUCGUCAAACCACUGAUCCAGAUGGAGAGGGAACAGCAACAGACACUUGAGGAUGGAGAGGAAAUCAAGAACUGAUCAGAUGGAGUGGGAUGCAGCGUCUCAUCCUCUCCACCUUCAGUCCUGAUUGGACACCGAGGUGUCAGACAUGCAUGGACCUUUUCUCUUCUACGAUGAAUGGAAUGUUUUAUUUAUGCACCUAUUUUCAGAGCAUAGACCUGCGGGACACAGAAGUGCAUUUAAAGAAAAACUUAUAACUGCGUAUGUGCAUGUUUGUUCUGCAUCGUGUGUAUGCGUGAGUGUGUGUUUGUAAAGGAAUGCCAGUGAAAGUAAAUGCGUGGAUCUAGAGCAAGACACUGCCAGUUCUGUCGGGACACCCAAAGUGAUCUGCUGCCAAGUGGAAGUUGAGGGACGUUUUUAACCCUUCUGUUUGUCCUUCUCUCUGUCGUAGCCGUUUCUCCUAAUGUUGUUUAACGUACCUGAAACUGAACCUGUUCUGUUUUGACUUUUUUCCGAGGCCGGGGUCUACGUGAAGCCUCUCUGAAACUUUGUACCCUGUCACUCACACUGAAAAUGAGCUCCGUCAUGUAACGCUCACCAGCAGCAAAUAAACCCAAAGAGCAGCAGUCUCAAUGAUCAACACUCGGUCCGCGGACAAUUUUCCUUCCACUUCUAUGUUUCUGUGGAUCACUGUGAGUCGUCCAUCCAUGCUGUUGUUAAUGACAUGCAUGUUGGAGAGGCCGACAACUACAAUAAGCCAUGACUUAAUGUGUACAGUUAACAUCAUAUUAGGUGUGGCCACAAGCCCCUCCCCCUGAAAAACAAUGUGCUCUACUGGAUAUCACUUCAUACUUUGGUUCAACAAAAGAGAAAGAGAGAGAAUUAUAUAAUAGAAUAUAUAAUAUUAGAUUUAAGAAUAUGUAUAUGUAUAUGUGUAAAGAACGUCUAUGUUAGUAACAGUAAAUAUAACAAGGCCAGAAAGUUGCUAUAAAUAAUACAAUGAUUUUAAACCCAGUGAAAAGGACUCUUCAUAAAAACCAGAAGUUCAGUCUAAAUCACAUGAAUGAAUCACACAGUACAGUACAAGCUCUACAGUUAAUAUUUGCAGUACUGUAGUGAUUGCACAUAAUCAUAUACCGUAUACUGCAUUCACGUCAACAAGAAAUCCCUAACAGUAGAUAUGUGUAGUAUUUAUUUUUGUCCUUCAGUUUUAACUGUACUCUAACAAUCAGCCAUAUUUGGUUUUCCUCUAAGCCACUAACAGUCAGACUAUUGGUCUGGUUUCCACUUUCUGCCAAAUGUAAACUCAAUCCAAGCUGCUCUGGUCGACCUUUAACAAACUUUAAGCUAAAUUUCAGGCAAUUCUCAGAAGUCUUUGUUUAGCAAUGGAGAUGUAGGUGGAAACAUGUUCUUAAUGUUGCUGAAAGCUCCCCUUCAUUGAUAAUACACCAGUAAUGUUUCACCAUCAUUAGCCUCUGCUUUUUAACGGCCGCUGACAUUUUGGAUGUUUGUUGUAGCAACAUUUCUGUUAACAGAUGAGAAUGAAUGUUAAUGACAUCUGCUGACAAGUGUUUGUGUUUUUUAUAACAUAAAUAUACAUUAGGACCAAUUAAAAGCUCGUCAUUCCAGAUAAUCGUUUCUUAAUUUCUGUUUGUUGGUUUGAGCAGUUGCCAUGUCUAAUCCCUUCAGUCAUCGUACUUAAACCUUAAAGUACAGGCGACGAUGUCUUCUGUGUACUUGAACAUAGUCACACUCCCUGGUUAGGAUGUGAUUUUGUUUGUCUGUUGUAGUAGUCGUCAAUAGUUUACAGUUGCUGUGGUAAAGCUACAGUAGGUUGUGGGUCCGAUUUUCACUUCCACGCUUCCUGAUAAAACACACUGAUUGUCAUUAGUCCAAACAAAUAUUCCUCAGAAAGCUUCAACUCGUAAAUAUAUAUAUACCAAAAUAGCUAUGAGCUAGCUCAAAGUUAGCUAGCUAGGAAGAAACAGCUCUAAUAAGCUAUGUAAGAAAUAAUGAAAAGCCAGGAAGAAAUAUCCAAACUUAUACCUAAAAUAAAUCCUCUAACUCAACCAUAUUGUAUACAAGCAAAAGCACAUGUUUAAUGGUAACUUGAAGCUAAUCUGUGACUCUAUUUUCUUUUUUUUUUAUCACAA